CGCAGGUAUGAGAACAGGUUACAGAGCUGGACACUGUGCACCUUGCCUUGCUUGGGAAAGCAUCAGUUUUAGAUAGUCAGUAAAGAGCCCUGCUGUUUAUUUAUUGCUUUUUCAUUUUUUGUAUACAAUGCAGAAGACUUCAGUUGCGUUGCUCUGCCUUCUCUUUGGAGCAGCUGUGGCACAACAUGGCAAGACUAGCCCCCAGAGGGUGCUGCAGCCCUGGCUGACCGGGAUCAUUGCGGUAGUGGUCUUCCUCUUCCUCGUCUUCAUCGCCUUCCUCGUCAACAAAGUUUGGUGUGAGGAGCGCAGUGAGGAGGCCGAUCCACAGCAUGUGAAAGUACAUGACUAUGUGUUGACCAACGGCUCCAACUCUGAACUCGUCCUGGAUGCAGUCAGGUCCAAGGAGCAUGAGGGUGCCUACGAAAAUGUAGGAAUGGACCAAGAGUGCAAAGUAACCACAACAGCCAUGUAGGAAUCUCUCGGCUCUGAUGUGCCUUUUAAAACACUCAUCCCUUACAGUGUGGUGGAGACAGUAUGAGAUACAGCGCUCGUGUCCUCUGCAGUUCAAUGAAAAGAUUGUUUGAUAUCUGUAUGGUUUGAUGGCCUUUAUACUCUAACGUGAACAUACAUGUUCUAUUGGAACAUAUGACAUAUAUAAUAGAUGCUCUACACUGAGAAUAUAAUCUUUAUCAGCUGUUCUCUCAGUGAUAUUCUUUUUAAUGCUCAACACCUUAGCAAAAUUAAUGUUAUAAAGUAUUAAAAAUGUUCUAGAUUAUUGCCUUCAUCAGUGUCAAUUUUAUGUUAUACAAAGGUAAUAAGAAAGGCGUCGAUUUGAUUAGCCUAUACUCAGGAUAAGCCACAGCUGGAUUGUAUUUGAGCAUUUUACAGCACAGGUGAAUUACCCUGGAUUGCAUCACCAUCUAACCCUGGUUAUUCUAGGAAUAACCUUUAAAAAUAGGCUGUUUAUUAGGAUUCACUAGUACUAUUAAAAUUCUCUAAUAAAACCCAGGUUUGGGUUAAUCCAGCACGGUUUAAAAUCAAAUCAACCCCUAAGUGAAGUAUUCAAAUUAAUGAAGUAGUGCAGUUAAAAAAUGAACCGUGAUGUUUAAUAAAUAAUGAAUGGAUGUCUUUCACAGUACUUUGAGCCCUGCGGUUUUUGACAUUUGCUGUUCUGGUUACCAAUACACAUUAAUAAAUAACUUAUUUGUUUGUCA
Messenger RNA from Acipenser ruthenus (sterlet), 1214 nucleotides. RefSeq names its product PDZK1-interacting protein 1-like. The transcript is spliced from 4 exons. The record is from RefSeq and is a predicted model, not a curated record. Bases 128 to 472 code for a protein of 114 amino acids. NCBI's taxonomy places the organism in Eukaryota, Metazoa, Chordata, Actinopteri, Acipenseriformes, Acipenseridae.